Messenger RNA from Cryptococcus wingfieldii CBS 7118, 2148 nucleotides. Its product is annotated as pre-mRNA-processing factor 40. The record is from RefSeq and is a predicted model, not a curated record. Gene Ontology annotation, biological process: mRNA cis splicing, via spliceosome. Bases 1 to 2148 code for a protein of 715 amino acids. Gene Ontology annotation, molecular function: protein binding; RNA binding. The transcript is spliced from 7 exons. Lineage: Eukaryota; Fungi; Basidiomycota; Tremellomycetes; Tremellales; Cryptococcaceae. Gene Ontology annotation, cellular component: U2-type prespliceosome; U1 snRNP.
AUGUCUGACAACAGGUCGCUCUGGAGCGAGUACAAGAACGCGGAGGGCCGUGUCUAUUGGUCCCAUGCCACGACCAAGCAAUCUGUCUGGGAAAAGCCCGACGAACUCAAAACACCUUUCGAAAAAGCCCUCGCCAAAACUCAAUGGAAGCAAUACACUUCCAAAAACCGACCUUACUAUGUCAAUUCGGCGACGAAAGAAACAAAGUGGGAUCUCCCGGCAGAGCUGGUUACGCUGAAAGCACAAGUCGAAGCGGAAGAGGCUAGGAAGAAUGAGAGGGAGGCUAGGAGGGAGAAGGGAGAGUCUUUGAGUCCUUCGCCCAGUCCCAGAAGGAUGUCGAGGUCGCCGACUCCUGAAGACAUCCGGGAGUUGCGAGCGUCCGCGGCGAGCGCCAUCGCCAUCUACAAGCAGGACACCUCUCAGACAGCCUCGCCUGCCGCCAAGGUCGACACGCCUAUUGCCACGAAACCCCAAGAAGAUUUGCUCCCUAUUGUCAUGCCUACUGGUGGUUUCCAGAAUAAACAUGAGGCUGAGAUCGCCUUCACGUACCUUUUGAAGCGCGAGGGCGUGAAUGAGACUUGGACUUGGGAUCAGGUCAUGAGGAAGAUUGUCCUGGAUCCUCUUUACAACGCUUUGGAAACACUGGCAGAAAAGAAGGGUGUCUUUGAAAAGUUUACCAACGGUAUCCUGGAAGAACGACGAGCAGCCAAGGAAGCUCGUAUCUCACGAUUCCGCCCCAUAUUCACCAAGCUGUUCACCAAGUCCAACGCCAUCAAGUCGUAUUCCACAUUGAAGACUGCCGACAGAGUGUUUGCAAAGGACAAAUACUGGAAGGAGGCGCUGCCGGAGGAGAAGCGAUUGAUCUUGGAGGAGUACACGGAUAAGCUGCGACGCGAGGAAGAGGUCGCCGAAAGGGAGCUCAAAGAGUACAACGUCCGCACCCUCAAAUCCCUCAUCCCCACCCUCUCCAUCACAGUCUCCACCCGCUGGCGCGCCGCGCACGAUCUCAUCAUCUCCUCCCCCGCCUUCCGCGCCGACCCCAGCCUGCAACAAGCCUCCGUCCUCGACAUGAUCAAAGCCUACGAAGACUACGCCUACAAGCUCGAGCAGGAGCACAAGGAAGAAAGCCGGAAAUUGCGUAUUGAAGAUGUGCGCCGGGCGAGGAAGGCUAGGGAGGGGUAUAAGGCGUUGUUGAAGGAGAUGGAGGAAAGGGGGGAUUUGAAGAGGACGUCGAAGUGGAGGGAGACGUAUGGGAUUGUCAAGGGGGAUCCGAGGUAUGAAGCGCUGUUGGGGCUUCCGGGGUCGUCGCCUUUGGAGCUUUGGAUGGACGCUAUUGAUGACUUGUCGGAGGAAGUUUCGAGGGCUGCUGAGAAGAUUGAGUACGCGCUCGGUAAGGCUGGGAAGGAGUUUAAGAAGGGGACGACGUGGGAGGAGCUCGAGGGAUGGUGCCAUGAGACGCAUAUGGACCAACAAAUCUCGGAAAGGCUCCGGAAAGAGGUCUUUUCACUUCUUCAAUCUCGCGCAAGGCAGCAGGAAGAAGAAGAACUUCGUAAAGCCGAGCGACGCCAGCGUCACAGAAUCGACGACCUCCGCUACGCCCUCCGGAAAGUCGACGCCAUCAAUAUCGACAUGUCUUACGAGCAAGCUCUUCCCCAUAUCAAGGAUGUUGCCGAGUUCAAGGCGAUGGAGUCUGAAGAGGAGAAACAGUUGGGUUGGGAAAAGUUUGUCAGGCGUCAGAAGGAAAAGCUUGCGGAAGGCGAAUCUUCUACUCAUCAUCGCUCUGACCGUGAUCAUCGAGACCGCAGAGACCGAGAUCGCGACUACCGCUCCGACCGCGAUAGAGCAUACUACAAAACCGAUCGUAUGGACGUUGAUCCUCGUGAGAGGGAUGAUGGGUCCCGAGGGGCGAAGAGGGAUGACAGGGAUAGAGAUAGGGACAGGAGGGAUAGGGGAGGAAGGGAUAGGGAGCGGGAUGAUAGGGACAGGAGGGAUAGGGAGUAUGGUCGGGAGAAGGCGAGGGAUAAGAGGGUAGGUCUUGAGGAUGAUGAUCGGGAUCCAAAGAGGAGGAGGUUGUCUUCUGUUUCAUCGGUGGCUGCCCCAGCGGCAAAGAAGGAUAGGCCCGAGGAGGUGGAAGAAGGAGAAAUUUAA